Molecule: messenger RNA, 1299 nt
Organism: Pseudoliparis swirei
Lineage: Eukaryota; Metazoa; Chordata; Actinopteri; Perciformes; Liparidae
Product: suppressor of cytokine signaling 3-like
Exons: 3
Coding region: 617-1297 (226 amino acids)
Biological process (GO): intracellular signal transduction; phosphatidylinositol phosphate biosynthetic process
Cellular component (GO): phosphatidylinositol 3-kinase complex
Molecular function (GO): 1-phosphatidylinositol-3-kinase regulator activity
Source: RefSeq, a predicted model, not a curated record
GAGAGAGGGUACCAGGAAACAGCCCUGCAAAGGUCACGCUGAUUAUUUAUUGGCAAUCUGCCGAGAACGAGCGCGGGCACGUGCAUGUGUUCUCUGCGUGCACGAGCGUGAUUCCUGGAAGAGGAUCUGGAGGCGGAGCCUUACGAACAUCGGCGUUAUUCCGAAACAACCUCCAGUAACCUUUAUGCACACACGUUACACGGUCUCGCCUUCAGAUAUCGCCGACACAACAUUCCUCCGCGCAGGAAAGGAACCCACACUCUUUUUGGAUACUUUUUUUUUCUUUUUCUGAUUUUAAUGCCUGAGUUAAUAAUUCAUUUAGGACUACUCUCGGGUAGUUUGCAUAUCUUUUCUUUUGGCGAAGAGCGGCUGCGCUGCGGGGCUGAAUAUAUCCGCAAGCUGUGUGUAGGUGCUCUCUCCCAGCCCCUCUCUGGAUGCAUCAGACUCCUCUGCCCCGGGGCCCUGGACCCGGUGUGUGACCCAGCCACUCUCACCCCACCCCCCCUCUCUUUCCUCUCCCUCUGCCCCAAACUCCUUUCCACCUGUCCACCUCUGCGCUCCUGUCCUGGGCCCCCUGCCUCUCGACCAGCGGGCAGAGGCAGGGGGCCAUGGCGCCAUGGUAGUCUUCAGCGGACGCAACCCCCUCGCCAUGAGCAGCGUGACCCCUCCGGAGGGCAGGGUUCAGGGGUCAAACUCUACCCUGCAUCACUACAAGCCCUUCAGCUCACAUGCACACUACCAGCAGGUGAUGCGUGCAUUGCGUAAGCUGCAGGAGAGUGGGUUUUACUGGGGUGCUGUGGGGGGCCGGGAGGCCAGCGUCCUGCUGCGCUCUGAGCCGCCCGGCACCUUUCUGAUCCGCGACUCCUCGGACCACCACCACUUCUUCACCCUCUCCGUCCAGACGGCUCGAGGGACCAAGAACCUGCGCAUUCACAGCGAGGGAGGCGGCUUCUACCUACAGCCAGACCCACAAAACACCCAAGAGCUCCGGCAGUUUGAUUGCGUGCUGAAACUCGUCGCGCACUACAUGGGGAAGGGGCCGGAUGCUGGAAGAGGCAGAGAAGGGGCGUGUGGGGGUAAUUCAAGAGAGGCGGAGAAGACGGGGUGCAGCGUGUAUCUGAUCCACACCAGCGGAGAGAGGAUUCCCUUGGAGCUGCGGCGGCCCCUCUCAAGUUCUCUCUCCUCCCUGCAGCAUAUGUGCAGGAGGACCCUGAACAAUCUGGGGGGGUCGGAGCGAGCGGAGCAGCUCCCACACACACUUAGAGACUUCCUGGAGGAGUACGACGCUCCCAUAUGACU